This is a messenger RNA of Anopheles maculipalpis, 1257 nucleotides long. RefSeq names its product proline-rich protein PRCC. The transcript has a single exon. NCBI's taxonomy places the organism in Eukaryota, Metazoa, Arthropoda, Insecta, Diptera, Culicidae. The record is from RefSeq and is a predicted model, not a curated record. The coding region runs from base 1 to 1254 and encodes 417 amino acids. Gene Ontology annotation, cellular component: nucleus.
AUGUCCCUGGUGGCUUACGAGUACAGCAGCGACGAAGAAUCGGAUCAUGAAGAACCGAAAGAAGCUGAACAAACGGUGGUGAAUCAAAACGACACCCACACGGAUCACAACAGCGGAACGGAACAGAACGCAAUAGAACCCAAAGAUCCCGCCGAUGACGAUUCUGAAGCACCGAAGAAUCAUUUGCAUCUUCCUGCCCCAAAACAUCUAAACGAUCUAAGCGUGGUGGAAGAAGAUGAUGAAUUCCUACGCAAAAAGGCAGUUCCGGCUAACAUCCCACUACCACAGCCUCCGUCCGCCUUGAGCCUGCCUGCAAAGCCCAAAGUCCGCAAUGGUAAGGUGCAGAUUACCAUCCCCUCAAUGAAGGAAUUCGCGGAUGGAGAUGAUGUGCAAAAUGCAAAGAAAGAAAAGCCAAUCAUUGGUGCGGCACUACCGAAGAAAACGACAAACCUGUUGAGUAUGUUACCGAAACCGAGGACUGCCCUGUUUGACUCCAAACCGUCAGCGUCAAGCAGCUCGGCCGGUCCAUCCACAAGUGCCAGCUUUAGCAAACGUCUCGUUCCUGAUUCUGUUGCCAAUCGACCGCGCAAUGUUCCACUGAGUGCGACCAAGUCGAGCAGUCGUACAACCGUCGAUGCCUCCACAAAACCAAUCAAAUCUGCUGUGUCAUCAACUACGCAACCAGACAACAGCGACGAGGACGAAGAUGGAGACGAGGAGCAAAUGUUUGAUUUCUUCUCGUUCAACAAAGUCGAAGAAUUGCCCACGGUCAGUACGAACGAAAUCAGUGCGAUGGUUGCUAAAAAAGCUGCCAAACUUGCGGAGAACGUCCGUAAAUUAACUGAAGCGGAAGAACAAGCGGAAGCUAAUGCAUCCGCUGCGUACGAAAACGAUACCGCUGCAACACACCAGACGGAGGACGCAUCGGAAGAUUUGGCAAGUGAGACAGCUCUGUCCGCCCUCAUCGGCGGUAAUCGUGCUAAGCGGGCCCGCAUUGAGGAGGUCGAUCUGAUCGAAAUUACAUCCGCGGACAUUGUUCCAUCGAAGGAAGACUUUUUGCGACGCCAACUGCAGGAUGAAACGGGUUACGUGCCGACCGGACAUCUGGUGGGCGAUUGGACGUGCACCAGCAAGCGAAAAUCGCACAUCACACAGCUGGCAAGCAAGGCACAAGCGAACGCGCAGGAGCUGGAAGCAAUGUGGGCCGCAAACCGACAAUCCAGGCGGCAAACGCAAAGUAAAUACGGGUUUUGAGUA